UUAGCGCCUCCCCGUAAGUGUAGUCAGGAAGUGGCGAGAAUGGCUGCCGAACAGCAGGUUGCGAGUUUACGCGAAGAACUAAUUUGUCCCGUCUGCCUGGAUAUCUUCACCGAUCCGGUGUCCCUGCAGUGCGGGCACAACUUCUGCCGCUCCUGUAUCACACUGUGCUGGGAAAGAGACGGGAGAAACUCCUGCCCGGAAUGUAGAGCGGAAUUUGCAGACGGCACCCUCAUUGUGAAUUGGGCCUUGUCAAGUCUGGCUGAGAAAACUCAAACAUUAAACCUGAAUCAGAAAGUGAAGGAAAGUAAACUUCACUGCGAGAAACAUCAGGUAGAACUGAAGCUGUUUUGUGAAACUGACAAGAAACUGAUCUGUGUGAUCUGUCGAGACGCGCGGGAACACAGAGAUCACCGCUUCAUACCGAUAGAAGAAGCCGUUGAAAACUACAAGGCUCAGAUGAAAUCUUCCAUAGAAUCUCUCACGAAAAAAAAUUCAGAGAUACAGGAAAUGGAACAAUUGCAGAAAACAAAGAUUUCUGGAGUUAGGGCACAGUCCCACAGUCUGCAGUCCCACAUCACAUCACACUUCAAUAAAAAGCGACAGAUUCUCGCUGAGGAAGAGCAGCGUUUACUCAAAGAUCUCGGGGAAGCAGAGGCGAAGAGUCUAGAUAUAAUGGAGAAACAUCUUCAAGCAAUUCAAGAGAAAUUAAAUUCCAUUCAGGAGAAACUCACAAAGCUACAGGAACAGAUGGAUCAAAAAGACAGUGUGAUAUUUCUAAUGGUGAGAAUUUAUUUUCAUUUUUGGCCAAACCAAGUGCCCACAGAAAAUGCACAACUUCUCGGGAAUAAGUGGAGACCUUGACACUAAAUGUUUGAUUGUUUCUCUGUUUCCCAAGUUAAAUAUUGCCUUUAAACUGACACUAAAAUCCAGGUACACUUGCAUGCUGUGAGUGUGUCUGGUGCAGCGGGUGUGAGAGGCAGUGCAUGAAUUAAUGGGAACUGACAUUCAGUUACAGAACUUGACAUUUAUGCCAGAUAUAUAUAAUCUAAAUCCUGUUUGUAUAAUCAGUGUUUCAUAACUUUGGGGUGUUUUGCUUGACCCAUCGUAUGAAAUCCUUUGAUAAUGUAAAAACCAUUAUCAAUACAUUCCUUUU
Molecule: messenger RNA, 1153 nt
Organism: Amblyraja radiata (thorny skate)
Lineage: Eukaryota; Metazoa; Chordata; Chondrichthyes; Rajiformes; Rajidae
Product: nuclear factor 7, brain-like
Exons: 3
Coding region: 40-861 (273 amino acids)
Biological process (GO): protein ubiquitination
Molecular function (GO): zinc ion binding; ubiquitin-protein transferase activity
Source: RefSeq, a predicted model, not a curated record